Messenger RNA from Cylindrotheca closterium, 501 nucleotides. Lineage: Eukaryota; Bacillariophyta; Bacillariophyceae; Bacillariales; Bacillariaceae. The record is from the annotation of a GenBank genome assembly.
AUGGCAAGAGGUAGACCUCCUGGAACCAAGAAUAAGUCAAGUCAUUCCGCUGGAGGAGACAGAAGAUCUUCCAAGUACAAGAAGCAACAGGCAGCAAAACAAGCAAGAGGACGACAGCACAUAGCUGAUGCAUUUGCCAACGCCAGACGACAGCAAUUGGAAACUCCCCAAUGGAAAGAGCACCCCUUGUCAAAGAAUAACUUCGAAGCAUCACAAAAGCUGCUUGCCAAAGUGCUUGAUCAUCCUUCAAUGCCCAAAGGAAAAUCAGUGCCGACCAGAGGAAUCAUUGACCAGAGAAGCGACAAUUGGGAUAUCAGCUAUGACAUUCCAUCUACUACCAAUGAAGAAGAGAGCGAUGGGUUCUAUAGAAGAGUAUUAAUACCUCCUGCUGGCACACCAUUGCGAACAUACCUUGAUGAGGCAAAGGCACAUAUAGAGAAAAAUGAGUUCUGGAGAAGACGCCAGUACUACGUGACGGGAUCAUCAUCAAAGAAACGUUGA